Messenger RNA from Magallana angulata, 18383 nucleotides. RefSeq names its product E3 ubiquitin-protein ligase rnf213-alpha-like. The record is from RefSeq and is a predicted model, not a curated record. The transcript is spliced from 94 exons. The coding region runs from base 142 to 17028 and encodes 5628 amino acids. NCBI's taxonomy places the organism in Eukaryota, Metazoa, Mollusca, Bivalvia, Ostreida, Ostreidae. Gene Ontology annotation, molecular function: ATP hydrolysis activity; ubiquitin-protein transferase activity.
CCGACUCUACCCGCGAAUGUGCCGAAAUCAAAGCGAAAGUAAUGAAAAGUUCGCUGAAAAUAUUUGUAUUGUAAUUACUUUGUCACGUAUUGAGACAGAAAUGUACUGAAACGAAUUAGUAAUAACACCAUAGACAGUGUUAUGCAGGAGGAAUCAUCCAUAAUGCUUUGUGAGUGUGGAUUCACACUGCAAGGCAGUGCAAAAUUCUGUCCAGAAUGUGGGAAGAGGAUGUUGGCACAGGACAUCCAGACUGCCCCAUGUCCCAACACAGUGGAAGAUGGCAGAAGAACUCCAGUAUGUGGUACAAUAAUCCAAAGCUCCAACAAGUUUUGUGUGGAGUGUGGCUGGAAAAUAUCUCUCCAAGCAUUUCUGCCAGGGGCUGCAAUGUGUAAUGGAAAGAAACCCAAUGGAAAACCAUGUGACAACAUAGUAACACCGAGCAUCAGAUUCUGUUCAGAGUGUGGAAAUCCUCCAAAUACUGGACCAGCCCAGGAGACCAUUUCAACAGCCCCAGCUGUUGUGGAGAAGACUGUAUUGAAUAAAUCAAAUGAAUGGAAAGAAGAUUUGGACAAUGAAAAUAAAAAUCAAAGUGCUCAAGCAGACAAAAGACAAGAUCAUACAAGUGAAGAUAUGGACUUUGAAGUUGUGUCGUUUAGCUCUAGUGAGGGAGAAAUUGUGAAAAGGAGCCGCAGCUAUGAAGAAGCAAUAAAUCUAGAGAAUAGUUCAGAUUUCUGCAAUGGCCAGUUAACUAAAAUUACCACAGAACUGAAUUCUUCUAGUCUGAAUUCAGAGUUACAACAACAUGGAGAAAAUCCAGGGAUUCAGGAAAUGAUGGAUUCCAUGGAGAUUGUAGAACAUCCAUCUGGUGGAUCAGUGGAACCUUUUCUACCAGAAGAGGGAGAGAAUGGAAAUAGGAAAAAUGAAAAACAGGCAAAAUCUCAAGCAUUGGACAUUCCUAAAGAUUAUACUGGAAAAGGUGGUGUUAUAUCUGGUACUUCAGAAGUAAAUGUAUCACAAGAUAUCAUACAUGAAACUGGUGAUGCCCCAAGUGGAACAAGGAGCUGCAGAAGUCUUUCCACUAAGGAUAUGGAGAAGCCACCAGACACCCCAGGUCAGAAUAAAGGAAAAAAAUGGGAAAUACAAGACGCAUCAAUUCAAAAUGAAUUUUCAGAAGAUAAAAUAAAAGAUAGUGGAACACUCUCCACAGAAAACACAGUGUACAAGCCUUCUUGGAGUAAAAAUAGUGGACAAGAGCAGCAAGUAAAUGAAGACUCAGUAAAAUUGGAUGAAAGAAAGAGGAAAUCUCCAGAGACUGAGAAUGUAGAUCAGAGUAAAAAGCAGCAUUUAUCUAAGGAUCCGUCAAAAGGAGGUGAUACAAAAGGAAAAGAUGGAGUGAAAUUUAAAGCAGAAGUAAAAGAAGAAGACAGUGUUGUGAAAGACAAAAGCAAUGAGGGAGAAGUGUUGGAUGGACAGGGACAGGAUGAGGAAGAGGGAGAGGAAGAUGAGGAAGAGGGAGAUGAAGAAGAACAGGGAGAAAAUGAUGGAGAACAGGAAGAAGAUUCUAGCAGUGAGAGUGAUGAAGGGAAAACAACUGAAAAUGAACAGAAAGAUGGAGUUAAAAAGAAAAAACGCAAAAGAAAAAAGAAAAAACUAAAAUAUCAGAUUAAGAAAAAUCAAAUUCCAAUGAAAUCAACAGACAACAAAACCCCUGUAUCAAAAAAUGCUGAUAAUGAUGAUGAGGAAGAUUUUAAAGAUAAAAAGAAACAUGAGAAGGAGAAGAAAAGUGAACAAAACAGAAAGUUGAGAUCUCAGACAUCCAAAGAAAAUGAUGCUGCCAAUGUGGGGUCUACAAAGCCUGAAGAAAAUAUUGGAACAAACAACUAUGAAUCAGGCCAGCCAUCAUCCAAGGAGAACAGUCAACCUACAGAGAAAUCUAAACCAGGAAGAAUUGUUAUUCCUGUUCAUUUUGAGGAUGGAAAAAAAACAGCCAACGCAGAAGGAGCAAGUUUGGAUGGAAAGAGCCAUAAAACAGCAACAAGCCUUCAUGAUGGACAAACUAUGACAAGAAGUGGAACAAUUGAAGUCAAUUUUUAUGCCAUUGCUUCACCAAAAUUCCUAGUGGAUCCACAGAAUAGCUGCAUUUGCAUGAGGUUUAGUGCUGCUGAGCUUAAAGGAUGGAGUAGUUUUUACCCAACAAAUCGUGUAUGCACUAUUGAUAAAUACAUAGUUGUGACAUGCAGAAUGAAAAUACCAAAGCAUCUUAUCUCUGGGUAUAGUGGGUUGUAUUACUCAUAUUGUGUUAUUAUCAACAAUGAUGUACAACACCCAGUGAAUGAGUACUUUUACAACUCAAUGAAAUGGGAAGAAGGACAGAAAAGAGUCUUGACAAGCAGGGAUGGUUUAUCAGAUGGCUGCAGUCAAUAUGAUGGUGUCUUGAACCAGAUACCAGAGAAAGGACUUUACCAGAAAUUUAAAUCCUUUAUGGGAUUUGAUGACUAUGAGAAGAAGUUGGAGAGUGAUCUAAAAUUGACUGUCAAAGCAUUUUUUCCAAAAUGGAAACAUUUUCAGAAAGAUGGAGAGGAAUUUUCCCCUGCAGAUGUAAUGAAUUCACUGACAACAUUGUACAAAGGAUUAAAAAAGAAUUACUUCAUGACAUGCAAAAAGUGGAGAAAUGAAUCGGAUUUUACACAAGAUGUUGGAAAGGCCAUGUCUGAGGUUGUUCAGCCUGUGUUUGAAGCUUUGGCAGAAAACAAGGAUAUCAUCUCAGCAAUUGCAAUAAUAUGCCUUGCUGAAGAUUUUCAUAUUUCAUUAAACCAAACCAAGAAAACCAUUCUUUUCCAUUGUUUGGUGCUGAAAGGGGACAGUCGAACAAAAUCAUGUAAAGCUUACAAUGACCUGCUUGAGAGUUACAAGGAUAUGAUACCAGACGUGCUGAAUGCUUUGAGAAGGCUUAUAAGGUCUGAAAAAUCCACUGAUGAUCCAACCUGGCUAUGCUGUCUCCCACUAUUCCACUUUCUGAGUAAGAAAUGUGAACCAUAUGAAGACACCCCUCUACUCGAUAAUCACACUGCAAGAAAGCCUGUCUGGUGGGGAAAAGAUGACAUUGAUGAAGAGAUGGAUUUCUUGAAGGGAAAAUCAUUCUGGAAAAUGGAACCAGCCUCUGUGUUGCAGAUGUUGGAACCAAUGUUUGAGAUAGACUUCUAUCUGCCAAGGUGUUUCAUGGCUGUUCUAAGGUUUGAAAAAUUAAACGUCGUCUCCACAGGACUUUUUCCUCCAGAAGUCACUCUGGCUGGGCUGUUCUAUUACUUCAAGACUUUCUACUUUGACACUGAGUCCAAUAGAAAGAUUGUAUGCAAUUGCUUGGAGACAGUCUAUUCUCAGCUAGCUAAAAUUGUCAGCAGAAAUGAAGAUGAGAUAUCCCACAAUGUGUUGGCCAGUUGCUACUUGUCCUACAGGAUUGGGGGUGAUCUGUUCUUAACAGCAAAUGCAAGACACAGCAGUGAAACUGAAGUUAUGAUCCAAGUUAUCAAGGCCUAUGUCAUGUCCCUUGCUGUGUUUGAUCAUUUGAUGAACAAAAGUUGUGAGGCAACCAAGAACUUUCCCAAGAAAACUGACCUCUUGGCUCAUUUAGAGGGAAGAAAAAAAAACAUACUUUAUUGGCUGAAUGGAUUCAUGUACUUCAAUGUUGAGAAAGACCUGAAAGUGUGGGACUGUGUGCUGUCAAUGGAUAUACCAGCCAGUACUAUCAAAGAUGCCUUUAUGAUGGAACUAAAAGAAAAACUGCAAAGCGACCUGAGGAAAAAUAAAUGGACAGUACAGGAAAAACUGGUUGAGUUAUAUUGUAAAGGAGCUGAGCAAUUUGGUUCCAUUAUACAGGAAAUAUUGGGAUCAUUUGCUUUCCAGGCUCUAGAGGAUGGAUGUUUCUGUGAGGACAGGAUAAUGUUAGGACCAGGAGCUUUGAGAUAUGGAAACAUGUUGUCAAGAUUAUUUGAAAGAUCCUGGAACAAUAACAAAUUGUCAGACACCAAACCAAGAGAUGUUCUGAGGUUCACGUUAUCCUGGAAACCAUUCAUUCAUUUCUUGGAAAUGUUUUAUCAAAAAGAGAAAUCUGAUGUGUUGUCAGAAGACUGCCAGGUACACUUCAUACAGGCAGCCACAUUGUUGAAGGUAGCGAUGGACACCCUGAUGGAGGGAACGGUGCUGGUAGGGGACCUAGAGAUCAUUAACAACGCCGUGGACACAUUCAUACAUCUGAACAAAUCUAUCUCCAAGCGUGAAAGAGGAAACGAAGGAUUCGAUGAAGCACUGGUGAGGGAAACCUUGAUUCUGAGAUGCAGAGAAGUCAGGAAGUUUGAAGAGGUCAAAACAAAUGUCCAAGUCUUUACUCAAAUGUGCCAGCACUUCAGAGUUGAUCUUAGUGAUAUUGAUCUAAAGAUUGAAGAGUUGUCAAAUGUAGACAACAGAAAACUGUGUGACAUUUGCAAGCCUGGUAUAAGAGAGAGAAUUUCUGACAUUGAGAACUAUGAUCCUGUUGUGAUCGCUUUUAAUAUUCCACUUGACAUGCAGUGUAUAUUGGCUGAUCUCAAGAGACUUUCGCAAGGAUCUCUAUUUUUGAAUAUGUGGACCAAACAAGGAACACAGGAAGUCAAAACUAAAGGGCGUCCUCUGACGGUUGAUGAGGUGAUGGAAAAUGUCUGGCAUGUCACCUACCCUACAUGGAUGAAGCUCAGCAAGCGUAUUGCCGAGGGAAACAUAACAUUCAAGGAAUUUCAAGAACACUUUAAAAAUGUGGCAACAGAUAAUUUAAAACAACAGCUGUCUUAUUUACCUGGAGGCAAAAGAGACUGGGUAACCGAACGGCUUCAGCAGGUUAAGGAGCACUGGGAACUUCAGCAGUGUGUCACCGGGGCCAGCAUAAUCCUGGAGGUCGUCAAAGAGUAUGAUUUGAAGGGAAAUUUUGAACCUAUUAGAAUGAUUGUGAAAAUGGUACAUGGUACAGACUCCGAUUCUAAAAUGAGCGACUUCAACAAAUCAUUAAUGGACGCCUGUGAUAUCCUGAGAGAAAUAGGUCCAAGUGAAACAGAAUGCCUUCAGGAGUUUAUCAACUGUAAAACACUCAUUGAUUGGUUAAAAAAAUCCAUGGAAAGUUUGAAGGAGUUGAAGGUUUUUGUUGACCUGGCCAGUAUUUCAGCGGGAGAAGGUGACUUGGAGGUUGCGAGAGUGAAACUCCUUCACGCAGCGACCACUGGAUAUGCCCCAUUGAUUUUCAACCUUGAUGAUCAGUGCGAUUACAUCAGAUUUUUGGACAAGUGCAAACUUGUUUGGAAGGAGCUGAAAACUGACCCGCAGUUACCAUUAAAACUGAAAGACACCAAGAGACAGUUGGAAUGGCUGAACAGUGUGAAAUCUGCCCAGGGUUCUGUAGAAGUGACAUCCAUGAGACAAGCAGAAGCUAUCAAUUCCAUAGGAAUAUAUGUAGUGGGGAAGAUAGAUGCAAAUGUUCAGAAGGAGAAACCGACAAUAGACGACGUCCUGCAGUUGCACGUUCAGAAGGAUGAGAAAGGAUCCCGACUCCCAAAAAGAUACCAAUACAAAGAGCUGCAGGAACUACAGAGCAAGCUCAUGCUGGUGGCCGGCAAGGCAGAGAUGGGCAAGGAUGAUGUAGAACGAUUCACCAUUGUAUUGGAUGCAGUAAUAAGACUGUGCAAUGUCUAUAUAAAACUUGUGUCAUCUGGAUGUGUGUUGUUCACAAACUGGCAAGCUAAAUUUCUGUGUGAUCCUGCAAGGAAAGCUUGUGCAGUUGUCAGAUUUGGCAGUGGGGAGGGAUGCACCCAAUUGAAAGGUCGUAGAAAUGAGGAAGAAGAUAUUACUACCAUUAUUCCUAGACUGGCAAAGUUUAUGGAAGUGUGUCUGGAAGAAUGGCUGAAAUACAUUGACCACAAAAGGGAUGAGUAUCAACAUCUGAACUUCUUUACUAUUGACCAAAUGGUCAUUCUACAAAAAGAACUUGUUUUGAUGGGAGGAGAAGUUGAACCUUCAGAUUACAUUUAUCCAUUGUUGUCCAUUGUGAAACAUGACUGCACCAAAAUGGAUUUGAUUGGUGCUUUGAAAAAGGCCAAAGGUGAUGUAUCUCAAAAAGAGGCGGAGCAGGAAGUUGAAAUGGAAGACAAUGAAGAGGAAGAAGAGGAUGUCGACCCUAGUGAAGAAGGCAAUGUCAAGGCCAAAGCUAUUGCAAAGUUCAUUGCAGAAAUAGUGAAUUCUGGAUAUACAGAAAUAUUAGCUAAACAGGCUUUGAAAACAGGCAUUGAUCCAGCAGAAAUUGAUGAAGGAGUCGUGUGGUGCAUGGAGCAUGAGGACAUGCGAGUGGUUGAUAUGGAGACAGAGGUCAGCGAGGACCAGGUGGAGGUCAAGGUUGAGGAUUUUGAGGGCUGGACAAAACCUGGAAUGUCCAUCUCCACCAUCACACAGAACAUCCUGUCUGGACUACACUAUGACAAAGAAACUGCUGAAGAGGACACUCUGAUUCCGGAUUUGGAACAGCUGUGGGAGGAGUUUUUGUCCUCCAUCUCCUCCAGUGUGUCAGAUUAUCUCAGUGUGGAACAUCUCGGGAUCAUUCUGAGGAGACUCGCUGAGACUGAAACAUUUACAGUGAACAGACCAUUAAUACCUGGGUUUGAGAGAGGUACUCCAAAUCUACUGCUCUGUCCUCAAGAUGAGAUUCUGAACACUGUACUCACAAUAUACAGCCAUGAUCCGGAUCAGCCGCUUCCUCAGUCGGAUGAGAUCCUCAUGUGUACUCCACAUACCACCCUGGAUGAGGUGGAGAUAUUCUGGAGGAGGGCGGUGUUUGACACCACUGACAGAAUCCACUGUCUUGUCAGUGGAGAUUUGCUGGACUAUGAUGUCAGUGACAGGGGCGAGAGGAGACUAGACUACCACAUGCAGAGGGCAACAGAGAAAGAUAUCCCCUACAAGCUAGUGGUGGUUUGUAGCACAGAGAGGGAGAACCACUCUAGAAUCGUGGCAGCCCUUGACAAAUACAGACGCCCACCCCUACCACUUCUCUCUCAUGAAAAGACGGCGGAAUACAUCAAAGAAAAGCUGACCUUUAACCUCAAGAAACCUCGUGUAAAGCCAUCAGCUGAGGCCGACAACGAGAAUUGCACAGUUCGAGUGGUAAAGUCCUGGCGAGCUGGAGUUGGUAAAACCCUUCACAAGAAAAGGUUGGCUGAAAAACUCCAUAGUCUCCAUUCUGGUGUUGUCAGAACUAAUAAAGCAGUGGUGUCCAUUCCACUCCAUGAGAGGGAGAUCAACAUUGACAGCAUUAUGACAGUCCUUCUACAAAACACACUGCAUCCAGGGAAAGUAGAACCCAGAUUGUUCCACAUUGAUUUGUCUCAUGAGGUCCAGGAGGGUGUGGAUUACCUGCUGUUCCAGUUACUGAUUCUGGGCUGUCUCACCAACAGCACCGGUCAUGUGUGGAGAAAGCUGCCCUAUGACCUCUACAUAGUGGAGACCAUGCCCCUCCUGGCCAGGGACUUCCAGGAUCAGAGAGGCUAUAUAAAGUGCAUGCACAGAUGCCUGGACCUUCUACCAGACGUGACCUGUCGCUCUCCAUUAGAAAGUGUCAAAAAAUACCAGGGGAACGCUCCAGACAUUGGUGAGAGUGACCUGUUGUUUGAUGUUGCGGAGUUUAGGAGCUCCAUGUUCCAGAGGCCGUUCCAAUACCUGUACAGAAUGGACAUGAACCGUGGCCUGGGGGACGUAAACAUGGGGAGGACAGAGGGAAACCCCACCACCUGUCUACAGACACUGCUCAAGCAUUGUGGAAUUCCUGACCCAUCCUGGGCAGAACUGCGUCAUUUUGUCUGGUUCUUAAACACUCAGCUGGUGGACUUUGAGAGUUCGGAUUAUCUCUCCCACGCAGCUGCAGAAGAUCUUCCAGGAUUUUCUCAGUUUGUUCUGAGAUUCCUCAUCCAGAUGUCUCGAGACUUUGCCACUCGAUCCCUGAAUAUGAGUGAGGAGUCACCAAUACAGAUGUUGAAGAGGAUAGACUCUGCGGAUGAAGAGGAGGAGAAAGAUGAGGCAGAUCUACGACAGUUUCAGCUCAGGAGGACUUGGGAAAGCAGCCCCCAUCCCUACCUAUUCUUCAACAUGGACCGCAUUACCAUGACAUUCCUUGGCUUCAACAUUGAGCGACAGACCGGUAACCUUGUGGAUGCCCAGACUGGGGCUGUGCUGGAAGCAGGGAUCAUGCAGAGAAAUUUACAGGACGCGCUCAAGAGGAACAGAGUCCCCAUCAAUGAAAACUUUGACAGUCUACCAAGAGAAGAAAAGUUGAGCAAGCUGUGCAGUGUGAUGGGGGUAGAUGUUCCUUAUGACCCUGACCCGACCUAUGAACUUACAACAGAUAAUGUGAAGAAAAUUCUGGCUAUCUACAUGCGCUUUAGAUGUGACAUCCCGGUGAUCAUCAUGGGAGAGACAGGGUGUGGAAAGACCCGGCUUGUUAAGUUUAUGUGUCAGCUACAGUGUCCUAUUGGUGUGGAAGUACAGAACAUGGUUCUGAUGAAGGUCCAUGGAGGCACUCGUAGAAGUGACAUCAUCAGAAAAGUGGAGGAAGCGGAGAGGAUAGCCCAGGAGAACACGGCUAAUUAUGGACAGAAACUGUACACAGUGUUGUUCUUUGAUGAGGCCAACACCACGGAGGCCAUCGGUCUGAUUAAGGAAAUCAUGUGUGACCACGCUAUGGAGGGGGAACCAUUGAAACUGUGUCAGUCCCUCAAAAUCGUGGCCGCCUGUAACCCUUACAGAAAACACUCAGAAGACUUAAUCAAGCGUUUGGAACAGGCAGGAUUGGGUUACCAUGUGGAUGCAGAAAAAACAACAGACAGAAUGGGCCGGGUCCCCAUGAGGAGACUGGUGUACAGAGUGCAGCCUCUCCCCCAGAGCAUGCUACCCCUGGUCUGGGACUUUGGUCAGCUGGACACCAAAGUGGAGGAGAUGUACAUCAAACAGAUGGUCCUCAGAUAUAUAAGAGGAGGAAAGCUACCCAAUGAGGCUAAUUUAGACACAUCUGUUAGCCAUAUUCUAACGUCUGCUCAAGAAUUCAUGAGAAAUCAAGAGGAUGAGUGUAGUUUUGUGAGUCUGAGAGAUGUGGAGCGAGUUCUGGAGGUGAUGAGCUGGUUCUACAGACAGACUCAAGGAGACACCACUCUGUUUAACUUAAUGGAAAAGAAGGAUGAGACGGAGUCUGAUGAAGAGGAGGAAGAAGAGAUGGAAAUGGAAGCUCAGAUUCACCAGCAAGUGAAUGAUGUGACUAAAUCCCUUGUCCUUGCUCUGGGUGUCUGCUAUCAGGCUUGUUUGAAAAACAGGGAGGAGUUCCGGGAGAAAAUUGUAAGAGAAUUCCGACCCCCUUGUGUGCUUCCCAAAGGUCCUGAUCAGAUGGCAGAUAUCAUAACAAGAUGCCAGAAUAUUUUCUUGGAGAUCGACAACUUGGGAGCAAACAUAGCUAAGAACCAGGCCCUGAGAGAGAACGUUUUCAUGAUGGUGGUCUGUAUAGAACUCAGGAUCCCCCUCUUCCUGGUGGGAAAACCCGGAAGUUCCAAGUCCCUGGCCAAGACCAUUGUGGCUGAUGCCAUGCAGGGAAAUGCCGCUCAUACAGAGGUCUACAGGAAUUAUAAACAGGUACAAAUGGUGUCCUUUCAGUGCAGUCCCCUGUCGGUACCAGAGGGAAUUGUGGGAACUUUCCGCCAGUGUGCCAUGUACCAGAAGGACAAGGACCUCAACAGAUUCGUGUCUGUGGUGGUGCUGGAUGAAGUGGGACUGGCCGAGGAUUCUCCCAGAAUGCCCCUCAAGACGUUACAUCCGCUGUUAGAAGAUGGUUGCCAAGGAGAUGAAACACCAGAAGAGCACAAAAAGGUUGCAUUUAUUGGGAUUUCUAACUGGGCUUUGGAUCCAGCCAAAAUGAACCGAGGAAUUCUGGUGCAGAGAGAAGUGCCCGACUUGGAUGAAUUGAUCGAAAGUGCAGAGGGUAUCUGCUCUGGAGACGGUCACAUAAAGAAGAUGAUUAAGCCACUGAUUAAACCACUGGCCGACUCCUACCUUGCAGUUUUCAAAAUGGUCAUCACACGUAGGGAGUUCUAUGGAUUAAGAGAUUUCUACAGUCUUAUUAAGAUGGUGUACAGCUUUGCUAAGAGAAACAGAAAGAAACCAACAUGGCUGAUGCUCCAGCACUGCAUCAAAAGAAACUUUGGAGGAUUUGAGCACUCUGGAGGAGAAGACCCUUUGGAUGUGUUCUCUAAGAAUCUAAAAACUGUUGAAAAAAUAUCAAAAUCAAACGCGGAUGAUCCUGACAUUAGUCCAGCUGGUCUGAUUGAAGCAUGUCUGAAGGGAGAUGGAGUGGACAGUGACACGAGGUACCUGCUGCUUCUGACGGAGAAUUACGGAGCCCUGACAGUGUUACAGCAGAAGAUCUUGACAAUGAAGAAUGCCAUCACCAUAUUUGGAAGCAGUUUCCCUAGCGACCAGGAAUACACACAGGUGUGUAGAAACAUCAACCGUAUCAAGGUGUGUAUGGAGACGGGGAACACGGUGGUCCUACUGAACUUGGAGAAUCUGUACGAGAGUCUGUAUGACGCACUCAAUCAGUAUUAUGUGUACUUUGGAGGUGAGAGAUAUGUUGACCUGGGAUUGGGAACUCACCGAGUCAAAUGUAGAGUUCACAAGAAAUUCAGGCUGAUAGUUGUUGCUGAGAAGGAGAUAGUCUACAGCAAGUUCCCCAUCCCUCUGAUCAACAGACUAGAGAAACACUUCCUCAAUAUUUCCACCAUGUUGUCUAAAGUCCAGGUCCGUCUAGCUCAGAAGCUAGAGAAAUGGGCUGAACAGUUCAUCAAGUCAUCAACUCCCACAUACAAAAGGAUAAAGACUUCAGAAGACAAGUUGGGAGAUGUGUUCAUGGGGUACCAUGCUGACACCUGUGCUUCAAUCAUAUUGUUGGUCAGCCAGAAAUUUACAGAUGUUGAUCUAGAGGACAUGGAGACAGAGGUACUGAGGGCAGCUAAGGAGAUCCUGCUGUGGUGUGCAACACCUGAUGGUGUGCUCAGAGCACGAAAUAAACUCUUACCCGAUGACUUUGCAUUUGUUGAAAAUACUUACUACCAACAACAAAAGCAUGACAACCUACUGUAUUAUCUUGACCAGAAAAUCAGGACUGAAGACAGUGAAGGGCUUUAUGAACAGGUGACCACCCACUCCAAGCUGAUCACCACGGUGGACGUGUCGGACCUGUCUCAGUACCUACACAUUCCCAGACCACAGAUCACACUCCUGACUCUGCAGUCAUUUGACACAGAGCAGCAGUUCUGUAGACAAGUCAAGCAGAGCUUUGAGAGAGAGCUGGAGGAGGAGUCCCUGUUGAUUGUCCAGUGUGACAGUGGGAACGAGAACGCCAGCCUGGUGGCCUGUGCUCAGUAUUGUGUGUUAGAUCAACUCCAACAGGUGGCAGACAGAAAGAUCGGGAAAACACACAUCGUCUUCAUCAUCCAUCUACCCCGAGUAGCAGGGGGAGGAUUCACGGGGUUCCAGUGUGGUCUAUGGCAUUCUGUUCACAUUGAUGAUCUCCGUCCAGACAGUGACAAAAUGCCCAGCGUCAUGGAGAUGAGGAACAAGAGUGUCGGGACAUUACUGGAGAACGCGACCGGUCGGGCCGGUGGAGGGGACACAGAGGACAUGGACUGGGAGGGUAGAGGUGACAAUCAACCAAUCCAGGAGUCUGGAGAGGUGGAAAUGAUGGAGAGUCAAGAUGUGUAUCCACAUGACUUUGGUGACAUGGUGGAACACACAGGACAAGUCCAUGUGGAGAGGAAGGUGGAUAUUGCCCUCUUCAUCAAGUUGACGGCCCGUCCAGCUCUAGCAAUGGUGAAAGACCCCGAGGAUUCAGAGAGGACAACCGAGAGAGUGAAAAUCUUGCUGGAGUUGCUUAAUCAAGAUACAAAGGGAGAAAAAUUGACCUUCAUGCGAGGAAUAGGACGACAUCUUGCAGCCUUAAUGAAGGAGAAAGAGGAAACCAUGGGGCAAUCAGCAGAGAGCUGGCUGUAUGCUGAGGCCACCAAGAGGGACUGUAUAAACAGGGCUGGCACAUUUAGGAAAGCUAGAAAUCAGUGCAUUAUAGAGAAACUUUCCCCCAUUUUGGCUGGCAUCAUUGCUCAACUGGACACCAACAGUAACCUUGACCUCCUGAUUCAAAAAGAGCCAGGUUCUUGGGAGCACAUACUAUGGCUGGAAAUAAUCAACAAACCAUCAGCCACUCAGAUUGAGUAUUCUAUGGUGGUGUCCCCCAAAAAGCAAGAGGAACUUCCUGAGGUCAUUGUGAAAGGAACAGGUUGUGACGGCCUCAAAUUUAAUGCUUUGAUGCCAUUUUCUUGGCUGAUUUACAGACUGAUUGACCGAAUCCUGAGGACGUCACAAAAUGUUGAAAAACAUGAGACAGUUCUAGAAUGUGUUAUGAGGGUGUCUGGCAUUAUGGAGAACACCCCAAUAGGAAAAGUUCUUCAAAAGCAUGAGGUCAACAUCAUGGAUUGUGUCAAGGCCUAUCUCAGUGACUUUGUUCAUAUGGUGUAUCAUGUGACCAGUGUAAAGGAGCAUGAGUUGGUGUGUGAAAAUUUACUGAAUGGAGUAAACAUGGAAUUCAGAGAAGGACUAUCUAGUGUUGUCAUGAACUUUGUGGCCAUCCACGCUGUGUACAGUAAAACUGAGCCCCGUCUCAGGAACUUUGCCAGCAUCACGCGAGUGUGGCCCGGCUGCAGCGAGCGAAUCAUUGAGUUCCAGAAGAAGAGUGCUCAGUUCUAUCUGGUCACUGACCAAGAACUGACUCUGGAUGUCCUUGGGUUGUUCCUACUGUUGAAAUCCCUUGAGCCAAACAAAGACUCCCUCACUGACCAGAAAGGCAGACAACUCUGGCAGAAACAAGUGCACAAGUACCGACCUGUUGUAGAGAGAAUUCUGGGACAGUUUGUGACUGAGGGGCACCAGACAGCGGUGGAGGAGUUUGGUAGGAGAUGUAUGGAGGGAAUCAAAGAGGCCAGGUGUGUAUGGACUAAGGUGGUAGUGAUGAAGUUGUUCCUACAACAUGUCUGCUCUGAUGAGGUGAUGCCUGUGGAACGUCUGAUGACUUUAUGGGUGAUGCUCAAGGACAAUGUUGAUUUCAAAAACAUAGAAUCUUUGGAAAAGGUGGAAAAAUUCCUAAAAUUAUGCAUGAAAAAUUCUGUCACCAAAGUUUUUGGGAGACAGGAGAGCUGUAGAGCUUGUGAGAGUGAGAUCACAGAGAGACCUGUACACCUUCCCUGCAAGGACCUGAUCUGUGUGAAAUGUUACAACGACCUGACAAUCCUGGGAACUGGGAUGUGUCCUGUCUGUCACACUGAGAUCCCCGCCCAUUUCAACCCACGACAAGACAACACAGAAGAGCUAAAGUUUCGGAAGUUGAAUAUUUUCAAACGUCGGUGCAACAGUUUCUUUAUGGACCUUGUAUCUCAGCUCUGUUUCUCGGAUGAUGAGCCCCCGUCCAGUGAAGUUGUCCAGAAGUUGAUGUCCUACAUCACAGCCACUGCUCGAAGAGGACAGGGAGGAAGGAUGGCCAGUAAGGAGAUGUCUGUGUUUGAGGAAGGAAUUGAUCCUACACCAGUCCUACGGUCCUUCCUCCUACAACACUUGCUCAGGACUAGCUCCAUACAAGUACAGCAGUACUUAGGGAUGUAUUUGCAACAAGCAGAGGAUUUGAUGUCACUGAAAGAAAAUGAAGAGAAAAUGGUUGACCUUUGUCUUUUGAUUAUUCAGUGCUUAGAGGACUCCUUCCAUCAUGACAUUGCCAAGAGCACAGACCCAAUGAAGUCCAAAAUCAAAAUGGCUACCCAGAUGUUGCAGCUUGACGUGGGUUCUGUGGUGAGAGAGGGGCUGGAUGUGGAGAAGCUGUACUGUAUGGCACAGACCCGGUUUGGACUGACUGUUGUAGCAGAGGUUCUCCACAAGUUACUGGUGGAGAAAUCAAUCAAACACAGCCAGCAGAUAAGGAAGCUUCUAGAUGCAGCAGGGAGAAUCUGUGAUGAGUGUGGCUCAAGGCAGCCAAAACUGUUUCUAAUCAAACACCUGUGUCGCUGCUUUGGAGUGGAGACUUACCAGAAGAUCUGUAAGACAACUGAUGCCACCACUGUACGCUGGCUGAGUGUACCAGAGCUGCAGAAAAAUGAGAUUGUUGAGUGCAGUGACCGAUUCAUCGUAUGUGGGGACCAGUACAAGGAGCUGAGAGAAAAGCUGACACAGGCAGCUCUAGGACAGAACAUGGACAUCUUUGAUGCAGCUAUCCAGGCUGUCCAGCUACCAGAUUAUCAGAAGAGAACCCUGGUCCUUCUAGCUGUGAUGAGAGAAAUAACUAUGUGUUAUCUGUAUCCUGAAAACAAAAGAAGAGUCACUCCAGCUGCAGUGGAACAAUUGCAGCAGUUCUUGUCUCAGCACCCAUUGUUUACCAAUCAGACUGAUCUUCCGGCUGCACUGUGUAGAAAUGCUGUAUGGAGGAGGAACCCCCAGCUGACUGUACAGGAGGGGAUGGACCUGGGCCACCAGAGUACCGUGUGUCUACUGAACCAUUUCUUCAUCACCCUGCUGGAGAUCCCAGAGGAGAGGACACUGGUGGAACCACUCAACAGACUGGUCCAACAGCCAGGGGACAUGCAGAACUCCUUUCUACCAACUAUGCCACAAGAUGAUGUUGCUGAAAUAAAGGAAGCUUUGUUGGCAGCCAGACGGGGAGGUGAUGAAAAUCCAGUAUUUUAUCGUUGUCCAAAUGGCCAUCCAUAUGUGAUUGGAAAUUGUGGUCGGCCAGCCACUGUUGGUAGGUGUAAGGACUGCGGCCAGGAAAUCGGGGGACAGUCGUACCAACUACGUGCUGGCAAUAUAGUGGACCAAGGGCUAGACCAGACUGCUACAGGACAUGUGUUGGGUCGGGCGGAGGGGAGACAACCAGUUGCCAGCCCUGAGAGAGGACUCUCUCCCAUUGAGUGUGCCAUUGUACGACUCUUCACUCACAUGGCCAUGUAUCUAGGGGCCAGUAUCAAUCAACAGGCCAUCCAAAGUCUGAUAAAGCCAGACCUGAAUGAUAAUGAUGUGCUGCCCUUUUUGUUGGCACACAUAGAAAAAGACCUGCUGACCAUUCAGAGAGCCGUAGGGAGGAGUGUGGACGAUGUCUAUAUCCUUAUACACAGUAUCUGCAGAGACAUGAUUAGCAAAUAUAGAGGUGGUCAACUGAAUCAAGAUAUAUGUGUUUUGGCCAACAAGGCAGCUAGAAAGAAAUGGGAAGAAGAUUUUGCAAAAACCUAUUUGUCACCGGUUCUCCAGGAAAUGACAAAAGAUCUGAAGACCAUGAAUAAAAAGCUUGCCAAUGAUCAGAGAUUGGGGUCGGACCCACUGCUGUGCCUGUUGUUUGAGAUAGACGUUCCAUCAGAGCAUUCCUCCCCCAGCAGCCUCCACAAUGUGGCGGCUGUGUGGCGCUACAGGUCCCAGAUCACCAUGGACCACCUCCUACACACCGUGCAGGUCCAGGCUCCCACCCACAAAGUGCUGCUUAUGUUUCUACAGGAGGAGAAGCAGCUAAGAGCUAUCCGUCUUGUACCUAGCAUCGUGAAACUCCAGAAAUUGCUGAUUCAGCGAUUCCAAAGGAAGUUGGACAGAGGGGAGGCUUUAACAUUGACCAUCGAGGAUAUGAUAAAGGAGUAUGAAAAUGAGGGUCGGUUGGAUGAGAUGAGGAGUUUGGUGAAUGACUUUAUUCUGGCCUGGCAGUGUGUUAGAGACAAGCUCCUUGCUUACACCUUUCCGACCUUGGAGGGAUUAACCAAGAUCCCCAAGGAGUUUUGCCAGAAGCCCAUCACUGAUGCCCACCCAGUGUCUGUGCUGCUGCCCACUUUUAGGGACAAUGGGCUCUGUGCCUAUGGUCUACUGUACUAUCUACUGAAGAAACAAAACAACUUCCUGCAGGAGUACUGCAAGGUGAAGAAACUCAAGUACACAGAUCUCCCCAAGGUCCAGUUGAGGGACGUGACCCCGGCUCACCUGAUCAGCUACCACCCUGACAGGGACAUCCUCCCCAUGGUGAUGGCCAACUGUCACUACACAUUCCAGGUGGGCAAGGGCACCAAGAUAGACUACAACUUUGGGGACUUGGAGCGCCAGCUCAUGGACCGAUUCCUGUUUUCCAAGUCUGUCAUUGAGAUGCCAGUGUAUGAGUUUGAGAUGAUGACGUACAGAUCAGAGACAACUAAUGCUGUGGUGUUUAGAGAUCUCCGACAGAAAAUCAAACAGGAACCUUUGACCCCUGUAGUAGCCAAUCAGAUCUGUGAGGAGACCAGAGCUUACCCUGACCUUUGUGAGACCUUGGACAAACUAGAAAUCACCAUCAGCUUCCUGAAGUCUGUAAAAGGAGACCCCAAUAUGUCCUUGGAGAAAUUCAUGACCCAGACUCUCAAGAUGGAAAACCCCUUCCCUAGUCAAAAGGCAAGGUCCUCAUGUCAAUGCAAGCAUGCCCAGUCUCUGUGGAUAACUUUGGCCAUGGAGAAAACCCGAAGACAAGCCUCACACAAACAGGAUGCAUUUGAAGGUGUAGUGACAGAACUGAGGGAAGAGCUUAAUGCUGCACAGCGAGAUAUGAUCACGUCCCUGUGUGAGGAAAUCUCCCUGGAGAGACUGGACCUACUGCUGGAGAUCCUGUUUGAGUGCAUUAUGCUUACUAUAACAGUUCCUAAAGGAACUGACGAUGAUGAUUUGGACAUGGCCAAACUUCCUUUGCGAGACACACUUCUUGGAUACAUAUCUGCUCCUCAGUAUGACCUUGACCUCAAUUACCCAGGAUGGACGAAUGAUGUUAUAGAAAGAAUUCCAUACGAAGGAGCGGGUUUUACUGCCAUUCUUAACAACCAAGCAGUGGAUGCUUGGCUGUUUUUGUAUGCUCUUUUCACCGUCAAACAAAGUGAAAGAAGAUAUUGAUGAGUGAGAUGAUUAACUAGGCAAUUAAAAUUGAAAAUGAAAGUUAAAAACUGAGAGUGAAGGUUAGACUAAAGUAAAAUGAGAUAUAAACCGUUUUGAAUUUUUUUUUUUUUUGAUUAAACAUUUUCUUUUUUGAACUGAAAAUCUUAAGGUUUGGAGCAACAUGUUGAAGAUUGUCAAACCUAAUUAUAACUGCUGUGUAUUUUUUUUAUAUUGAUCAGUUUACUUAAAGAGCAACAUAUUAAGGAAAUGUUCAUUGUUUGGGACCAAAUUUUAAAUGUGAUAUUGAAAUAAACAACAGUGCCAACUUCAUGUAGUUUAUUCAUAGUGUUAUCAGCUUUAGUAUGUUUUGAUAUAUGCUCUCCAUUUUGUACUGUAGUAGAUACUUCAUUGUUUUGUUAGCUUUAAUGGAUUUUUUUAAAAAGUUUUUGUUGAUAUUUUGUUGCCGUUGAUUUUGAAAACAAAACUACACAAUUUAUACCUAUUUUUACCAUAAAAUGAUGAUUAUGCUUAUUUUCUUUAUUUCAUGAUUGUUGUGUCACUUACUACAUAGAACAAAACUGAAUUAUUUAGCUCUUUGUUACAUACGGCUCAAUUUAUUAAAGAGCAAUAUAUGAUAAUUAUAUUGAUCGAUGUACAUUUUGUAAUAAUGAAAAAAACUGAUUUUGCACAAGCUUUAUACAUUGUAUGGACUUGAAUUCACACAGUUGUUUCAUAUAUUGGUGGCAAAUCUUAAUCUUUUUCUUACUAAUUUGUACUAGUUGAUGCACCUUGUAAAAUGAACUGUUUGGUAUAAUUUACAUUUAUUUGCUGAAAAACUCAACUGCAUGGUACCAAAGUCAAAAAGAUAAAAGAAAGAAAUUCUGGUAUAAGACAGAAAUGACAUGUUAAAAUGGAGGAUUUGAUAUCUGUGUAAAUAGGUACCAGUUAUAUAAUUAUAAACUUAUCUCUUUAUCUCUGUUUCAAUUUAAUGGCAGGAGGUCUUUAAUAUUAAGGUUGGCAUUCGUAAUGUAUCCUAUUUUGCAUGCUUUGAUUUAUCAUUUUGUUUAUAGGUAAGUGGUUCUAUGGGUUAUAGUUGCGUUGUGUGGCAUGUGGUCAGUUUAAAUCCGGUGAUACAUGUAGCUGUUUGUUUGAUUCACUGUCAUGAUGUAUUGAUGCAUCAAGGAGGGGUCUGAUGAAUUAUAAAUGGCUACAUGUAAUGGCAUUAGGAAUGAUAGAUACGCACAGUUUUUCUGGAACUCAGUUUUAGUCUACGGUAUUUAUAAACCCAAAGCGCUUUAUUACCACUGUUUUGGAUACAAGUACAUGUAAUGUACCCAAGUGUCAUGUGUGCAAUAAAUUUAUUUCAUUACAUA